AGACGGCUAGUUUUACCUCUUCCACGCGAUCGUGCUAGUGCAAAAGUGUUUGGGAUAAACGGCGAUAUAGUUUAGUUUGUGCUUAUGUUAAACAUUUAGGAGUGUCGUAUGAAUGCUGCUGCAUUGUUAGGAAAAGAUUUAUUGACUGUAUAUUGAUAGUAUCGUUGUUUGAACCUUUGAUGCUGAAAAUGACGUAAAUGCCGCCAAAAUGAAGACAAAGUUGUUGUUGAUUUUCUGCUGCAUCAUUCUAUUAACAUGCGCUCAAGGAAAAAUAGGUUACUUCUGGCACAUAACUGACUUUCAUUACGAUGCAUUAUACACACCGCUCGGCGAUAAAAGAAAACAAUGUCGUCGUACAAACGAGCGAGGGACUCCGGGCCACCAUGGCGGCAUCGGUCGCCUCGGGGACUACUCCUGUGACAGUUCCUUGGAGCUUAUAGUAUCAGCUCUGCGAUAUAUGCGCACUCGACAUUCUGAAAAUAUAGAAUACGUGCUGUGGACCGGCGACAUCAUAGCAUCAAGAUAUGACGAGACAGAGGACAGCAAGUACCAGGCGAUCAGGAACAUAACAGAGUUGCUCAGUAUGACGUUCAGUUCACAUUUUGUGUUCCCCGUGCUUGGCCAUACGGACCCCGCGCCAUCUGAGCGUUUAACGAACUUGUGGAGUCACUGGCUGCCAUUAGAAGCUUUGCAGACUAUGAAAAUUGGCGGAUAUUACACAAUAGAUCAAACUCAGAGCAAACUGCGGAUUGUGGUGUUAAAUACAAACUUACUGACUGAUCGUGAAGAGAGUAGCGUGUUAGCACAGCGUCAGUGGGACUGGCUUGAUAUAGUACUGGAGAAGGCCACAACUAAUAAUGAAAUGGUCUUCAUAGUGGGUCAUGCAGGCCCUGGCUACGACUCCCGUAGGAGUAUACUAGCUGCAGAUGCGAAUAAAAAAUAUCUAAAAAUGGUGCGUCAGUAUGCGCCAAUUAUAGCUGGCCAAUUCUUUGGCCAUUUACACGCUGAUACCUUUCGAGUUAUUUAUGAUGAAGAACGGCCAGUAUCGUGGGUUCUUCUGGCGCCAUCAGUAAGUCCACACCACGAUUAUGGAGGCUCAUCUAAUCCUGGUUUGCGUCUUUACAAAUUUGAUACAGAUACUGGAAAGGUAUUAGAUUUCACGCAAUUUUACCUGGAUUUGGCCUCAGCAAAUCGCGCGGAUUCUGCGGCGGAAUGGGUGGCGGAAUAUAAUUUCACUCAAUAUUAUGGUCUUCGAGACGUUUCUGCUGAAUCGCUUCAUAACCUGGCGGAAAAAUUUCGUAGUAACUCAAUUCAAGAUGCUACGUAUUUUAGCAGAUACCUUCGAGCAUACAACGUGAAGUUCGAGCCUACAAACAUUUGUGACGGGGCGUGUGCGCACGAGCACUAUUGCGCCAUCACAUGCUUGGAGCACGCCGCCUAUCGCCAAUGCGUGGAAGCAGCAGCCAGCGCUCUGGCCGCGUCAACCAACUCUGCUGCUAUGAAAACGCUAAGCGCUCCGCUCAUUAACGCAUGGUCUAUUUUAAUAUUAAGUGUGAAAAUUUAAAUGAAAAUUAAUUAUUAAAAUGAACAGUGGUGGCUAGGUGAGAACCUCGGACUUCAAGUUGGGGGUUCGAGACCAGGUGAGCAUGCAGAUGGAUAUUUCAAUUUAUUUGCGCAUGUUGAUAACACCACCACCGCCCGAACGGUGAAGGAAAUUGGUGUAUGUCACAACAUUUUUGGCCAGCGUGGUAGAUUAUGGCCUGUACCCUCAUACCCAGCAGUGAGAACAUAUAUGGGCUCACGAUGAUGAUUUGGAUAAAGUUUUGAUAAAGCUCAGCCGCAUUUUGUGAUACUAUAAUUUAAUAUUUCAUAGGCCCGUUGGCCAUAAGUUUAUAGUAUUGUGUAUGUAGCUGUUAAGAUUUUGUACAUAUACGUAGGUAGUUGUAAAAAAUUUAGCGAUGUGUAAGUUGUUUAAUUUAUUUUGUAGAGGUAUCAUUAAACAUAUACUGAAUAUUGCUUUCGCAUUAUGUUGUGCUACGGGAUUUAUUUUUAAAACAAAAUAUACUAAUUGUAAUUUUCAAUACACUAUUAAUGUUUUCUGUUUUCUUUUGUCAGCGCUACUUCAGGUGAAGAAUAUUGUUACCUUAAUUGUUACUGAAUAUUUUAAUUUCCAUAAACUGGUGUUAUUAAAAACAAAGGCAGGCACUUGACGUACAAAGCGUCAAUUACCAUAAAUUUAACUUCUGGAGUCUAGUCGAGAUAUAAUUUGCUUUUACCGAGAUAUUCUAAUGAAGAGUAAACUGGUGUCAGGGUGUUACCAACUUAGACGUGGUAAAUAAUGCAUACUAUGACUUUUUAGCAAGAAAAUUCAAUUUAUAAAGUUACUCUUAUUAAUAUUCUUUGAGGAAUUGUUUAAUUAAAUACCUAAGAUCUAAAUAAAAUCUUUCAGUACGAAGCUACACUCGUGUAUAUCAAGGCUUUUAAAUGAAAAAUCGUUUUAAUUUUAUCUCCACGUAGUUUUGAUACCAUAAUAAAAUAUGAUUUCAUUUUAAACCGUCAAAUCAUUGUAUUAAGUCGUGGGUGACUUAUUUAGUUAUCUUUUAGUAUUGUUAUGAUAUCUGUAUAAUUCUACAUUUUUAUUUAUUGUACUUAUAUUUAAAUACAUUUGUGUAUGAAAGUUUUGUAAAUAUACGUACGGUAAUCGAAAUUUUGAACGAGGAACAAUUAGGAAUAAGUAAUUUGUAAUACUGCUUUCGGAUAAUUGUCAUUCAGACCAAAAUUGUAAAAUAAUAAUAUUUUUAAGUGAUACCAAUAUUUCAGAGUAAAAUUGUACUAAAUAGCGUUUCUGGAGUUUAAUACAUAUUACAGAAAUCCGUAUUAUCAUGUACCUAUUUUAAGUUUUUAUUAAAUAAAUGCCUGAGCAGCGAA
Colias croceus (clouded yellow) is the source of this 2928-nucleotide messenger RNA. RefSeq names its product acid sphingomyelinase-like phosphodiesterase 3a. NCBI's taxonomy places the organism in Eukaryota, Metazoa, Arthropoda, Insecta, Lepidoptera, Pieridae. The transcript is spliced from 10 exons. The coding region runs from base 209 to 1564 and encodes 451 amino acids. The record is from RefSeq and is a predicted model, not a curated record. Gene Ontology annotation, molecular function: hydrolase activity.